AUGGCCAAUCAUGACGAAGAUGACGCCGAGCCGCGAUCGGGCCGUGCGCUAGCCAUGGCGUCCCGGGAAAGGCGGCGUCAUCAGGACGUCACUCAAGAGCCGCCGACAUCCGCAAGCGCAGCAAUACCGGCGGUCGCGCAGAAGAAAACCCAAAACGUGUACUGGGGCUACAAUGUUGGCGAAAAAGCCGCCGCUAAUCCCGCUGUAAAAGUCUCGCCGAUACAACCUCUAGACUCCACUCCACGCAAGCUCUGCACUCGCAGCAAGGUGCCCAUUCUGUACUUUGACGAAACCCAAGGCGAGUGGGAAGAACUGAAGAUCAAGGCCGAAAAAAUGUCGCGGAAUCGACCACGGGGCGGCGCUAGGGAUAAUGGCCAGGCCGCCAACGAAGAAAUCGAAAUGUGGAACCGGAUUCGCGCCGAUCUGGCAAAGGCAAAGGAAAAGAACGACCGGCAAAAAGUCCUAAGCGGCUUGAUUUCUUAUCAAAACGAGCAGAUUGCGAAGAAUGGGAGCAAACCGAGUAUUGAGGAAAUUGACCAGCUUGACAAAUGGCACCGCGAGUUGAUGAAACUUGCGGAGGAAGAAAACGACAUCCUGCGAAAUGAGCCCGCAGAUGUGAUCAAGAAUGUAGAAAUUCUCAUGGCCCUGCGCUCCGCCAGUGAAUCCGAUCCACAUGGCCGCUCUGCGGCGGCCAAACCUCGUAAGAGGAGACCUGAUAUUGACGGUGGGGCUGCGGACUCUCCCGGCCCCAAUGCUGCUACCGUGACGGACAAAAUGAACCGUCUAAAAUGCAGCGGUCAGCGGAGCACCAGCGUAUCCAGUGCCCAGACUCGUGAAUCUACGAAAGUUGAAGAAGGAUCUGAAGGUGUCAAAAGUUUCAAGGGGACCGCCCCUGGCAAGAGCGGACAGCUCUACGUCGGUGCUGAAGUGGUUUUUAAACAAAAUAAGAAACAGCAUGGAACCGAAGGUGAAGGUAUUCAGUGCAUUAUUAAAAAUAUCACCGGAGAUGGACACAAGAAGCGCUAUGAUGUACAAGACCCAGAACCAAAUGAGAAAGGCGAGCAGGGCGCUGUGUAUCGCACUACGGCCGCAUGUCUCAUUCCCAUCCCAGAAAUCGAAGCACCUCUCCCUGUAUUUGCGCCCGGAAGGCAGGUGCUGGCUAGAUAUCCCGAUACAACCACCUUUUAUCGAGCCGAAGUCAUGGGUGCUAAAAAGGACGUAUAUCGAUUAAAAUUCGAGGGCGAGGAUGACGAUAAGGAAAUGGACGUCGAUCGCCGUUUCGUCCUAGACAUUUCUGGCAAAUAG
Messenger RNA from Ophidiomyces ophidiicola, 1305 nucleotides. RefSeq lists its product as uncharacterized. Gene Ontology annotation, cellular component: SAGA complex. Bases 1 to 1305 code for a protein of 434 amino acids. NCBI's taxonomy places the organism in Eukaryota, Fungi, Ascomycota, Eurotiomycetes, Onygenales, Onygenaceae. The transcript has 3 exons. The record is from RefSeq and is a predicted model, not a curated record.